AUGUCAGUGACCGCUUCUGGGAAAGAGUCUGGCUCUGUAUGGCCUUCUCUAUGGAGAAAUAAAGUAGCCUUGAAAGAGGGUAAGAUAAAUUUUCAGACUUGGGCACAGCAGAAGAGGGACUUGAGGCUGGGGACAGUGCCAAGAUCUUCAUGUGUCAGGUUGGGAAUUGUGCUGUUGGUGGCUUUUCUGCCAAGUAUGUACUAUGCCCUAGGAUCAGUGCAUUACUCUUCCUAUGAAAUAGUCACCCCCAAGGCUCUGACAGCUGAGGGAAAGGAAGACCCAGUGGGAAAGGUAUCUUACGUGAUGUUUAUGCAGGGCCAGAAACAGCUGAUUCACCUGAAGGCGAAGACGGGCUAUUUUGUCAGUAACUUCCCAGUCUUCAGCUACCACAAUGGCAUCCUGGAACAAGAAACGCCUCUCACCUCACAUGACUGUCACUAUGAAGGCUACAUAGAAGGAGUCCCGGGUUCUUUUGUUUCUGUCAACACCUGUUCAGGCCUCAGGGGCAUCCUGAUUAAGGAGGGACAAUCCUAUGGCAUUGAGCCCAUGGCCUCUUCAAAACGGUAUGAACACGUGUUGUACACCACGGCGCGUCAAGCUCGAGCCUCCUGCAGCGUCACUUCCAAAGACAGCCGAGUGGUGUCCACCAGCCGGCAACAAGGGAGCAGGACGCCUGGCGGUCCACAGGCGCUGUCCCACUUGUGGUCACACGCCAAGUACGUGGAGAUGUUUGUCGUGGUCAACAACCGGCGGUUCGAAAUGUGGGGCAGUAAUGUCAGUGAGACAGUGCAGAGAGUGAUGGACAUCAUUGCCCUGGCCAACAGCUUCACCAGGGGAAUAAACACAGAGGUGGUGCUGGCCGGAAUGGAGAUUUGGACCGAGGGGGACCUCACAGAGGUCCCAGUGGACCUGCAGGUUGCACUCAGGAAUUUCAACAGCUGGAGACAAGAGAAGCUCCUCCACCGUGCGAAGCAUGACGUCGCCCACAUGAUUGUCGGACAGCAUCCUGAACAGGGCAUGGGACAGGCAUUUCUCAAUGGGGCCUGUACAAGUGGCUUUGCAGCAGCUGUUGAAUCCUUCCAUCACGAAGACGUCCUCCUGUUUGCAGCGCUCAUGGUCCAUGAGCUUGGGCACAACUUGGGCAUUCAGCACGACCACUCGGCCUGCAUUUGUAGAGAGAACCGCUUCUGCCUCAUGUAUGAGAACAUCACUAAAGAAAGUGGCUUCAGCAACUGCAGCUCUGACUACUUCUACCGGUUCCUCCAGGAACACAAAGGGGCCUGCCUAUUUAACAACCCUCGGCACAAGGGCCGCUCGAGGAGGGCUUCCAGCUGCGGAAACGGGGUGGUGGAGGAUGACGAGCAGUGUGACUGUGGUUCUUCCUGUUACAGUCACCCGUGCUGUGACCAAACAUGUAGCUUGAGAGGGAAUGCAGACUGUAGUGAUGGCCUCUGCUGUUUUGGUUGCCGGCUGAGAAAUAAGGGAUUCGUGUGCCGUUCUGCUUCGGGAGAGUGUGACCUCCCAGAGUACUGUGACGGUGCCUCUGCAGAGUGCCCUGCAGACAGCUAUAAGCAAGAUGGUACGUCGUGUGAUAGACUUCACUACUGCGUUGGGGGUCGCUGUAGGAACCCUGAUAAUCAAUGCUCGGAUCUAUAUGGGUACCCUGCACAGUCUGCCCCUGACAACUGUUACAUUUCAAUAAACAGCAAAGGGGACCGGUUUGGAAACUGUGGCCGUCCCACCUCAGCAACGUCAAGAUAUGUUAAGUGUUUGGAUGAUAAUAUAUUUUGUGGGAAAAUUGUAUGUACAAAUAUUAAAUGGGUCCCAUCACUCAAACCCUAUCACACACUGAUCCAGAUUCCUCAUGAAGAUGACUUCUGCUGGACCAUGGAUGCCUAUAACAUCACUGACAUCCCUGAUGACGGGGACGUGCGCUCCGGCACUCCUUGUGCCCCAAACAAAGUCUGCAUGAAUUACUCCUGCACCGAUUAUGCCGUGCUCAACUACGACUGCGAUCCAGCGGAAAUGUGUAGCGGGAGAGGGGUCUGUAACAACUUAAGGCACUGCCAUUGUGAGGCUGGCUAUGCACCCCCUGACUGCAAAACCAUAGGUGAUGGGGGUAGUGUGGACAGUGGUCCCCCUGGCAAGCCUGAUGAUGAAAAUCCAAAUGUAGAUGGAAGUGGCAGUCUUGCUGAACGUAAGCCUCUAACUAUUAAUACUAAACUUAUAAUGUUCAUAUUCCCUACAUUUCUUUUAUUAACAUUGAUAUUAUUACUAUGCUGUAUUAGCCUUAGUGCUGGCAUUGAGUCUGUAGAGACCCCAGGAGCCUCCCCAGAAUUGAGUUCAGAGGUAAGCACCUCAGAGUCUGAGGCACUCUUAUCAGUGAAGCCAGAAAAGGAACCUGAGGAUAUGGAACAGGCUCUACCAUCCCAGGCUUUCCCACCAGAGGAGGCCCCACCAGAACAGGCUCCACUGCCUGAGGCCCCCCCACCAGAACAGGCUCCCCCACCAGAAGAGGCUCCCCCACCGGAACAGGCUCCCCCACCGGAACAGGUUCCCCCGCCGGAAGAGGCUCCCCCACCGGAACAGGCCCCCCCACCAGAACAGGCUCCGCCGCCGGAGGCCCCCCCGCCGCCGGAGGGCCCCCCGCCGCCGGAGGCCCCGCCGCCGCCGGAGGCCCCGCCGCCGCCGGAGGAGGUCCCGCCGCCGGAGGCCCCGCCGCCGCCGGAGGCGGUCCCGCCAGAGCAGGCCCCACCAGAGCCUGCACCAUAAGAGGUAGCAGGUGGGGUCCCACCAGAGCCUGCACCGUAAGAGGUAGCAGGUGAAGCACACAAAUAACCAAACGCAAAAAGAGUAGUGAAGGAAGAAGCCAAAUAGUAUCAGAUACCUCAAGCACUGAGUCAGGAAUGAGAGGCUUAGAAAGGCAAAGAUGAAGUGAAAAUUGAUGGCUCCAGUGGCGCUGACAGGACUAUAUAGUCUACAGAAACAUAU
Molecule: messenger RNA, 2991 nt
Organism: Pteronotus mesoamericanus
Lineage: Eukaryota; Metazoa; Chordata; Mammalia; Chiroptera; Mormoopidae
Product: disintegrin and metalloproteinase domain-containing protein 1a-like
Exons: 1
Coding region: 1-2772 (923 amino acids)
Biological process (GO): male gonad development; proteolysis; binding of sperm to zona pellucida
Cellular component (GO): sperm head plasma membrane; plasma membrane; external side of plasma membrane
Molecular function (GO): metalloendopeptidase activity
Source: RefSeq, a predicted model, not a curated record